Messenger RNA from Etheostoma cragini (Arkansas darter), 1359 nucleotides. RefSeq names its product general transcription factor II-I repeat domain-containing protein 2A-like. NCBI's taxonomy places the organism in Eukaryota, Metazoa, Chordata, Actinopteri, Perciformes, Percidae. The record is from RefSeq and is a predicted model, not a curated record.
GUUGCUAAUCGGGUUUGUGAGAUGGCGACUGAUUUGAAAACACAGUUGAUUGAAAGAGCAAAAGAUUUUGUUGCAUACUCCCUUGCCAUGGAUGAAACUACUGACGCGACUGACACUGCACAGCUGGCGAUAUUCAUCCGUGGAGUGGAUUCCAAUUUGUGCGUAACAGAAAUACUGGACAUUAAAUCGAUGCACAGGACAACGAAAGGAGAAGACAUCUUUGGAAAUGUUUUUCAAAGUGUAACCGACAUGAGACUGCCAUGAAAACUUGUUGGACUUACAACAGAUGGCGCACCUGCGAUGUGUGGUGAAAAAAAUGGACUGGUGGGAAGGAUGCGUUCAAAGAUGCGGGAGGAGAACUGUGCCGGUGAGUUGACAGUAUAUCACUGCAUCAUACACCAGGAAUCGCUGAGUGCUAAAGUCCUAAAAAUGGAUCAUGUGAUGAACACUGUAACACAAACCGUCAACUUUAUCAGAGCCCACGGUUUAAAUCACCGCCAAUUCCAGUCUUUUUUGCGGGAAAUAGAUUGCGAGUUUGGCGAUAUGCCGUAUCAUACUGAGGUCCGGUGGCUAAGUCGGGGAAAAGUUCUCAAAAGACACUUUGAGCUGCGAGAGGAAAUCUGACAGUUCAUGGACAGUAAGGGGAAAGACUGCACAGUUUUGCCGGAUGAAAAGUGGAAAUGUGAGUUGGCGUUCCUGGCUGACAUAACGUUGCAUCUUAGCGCUUUAAACCUUCAACUCCAGGGACGGGAGCACAUAAUAACUGAUAUGCAUGAUGCAGUGAAGGCAUUUCAAGUGAAGCUGCGCUUAUGGGAAACACAAAUGCACCAAUGCAACUUGUCUCACUUUCCCUGUUGCCAAGUAAUACUGAACCAAGAAAGUGCCACAGUUUUCCCAAAUAGCACCUUUGCUGAAAAACACAGCGCGCUGCGCACUGAGUUCGCACGGCGCUUCAGUGACUUUGAGGCACAGACAAGUAAUUUCGAGCUGCUUCGCAACCCAUUUGCCGUCGACGUGGAAACCGCACCAGUAGAAAUGCAGAUGGAGCUGAUAGAACUGCAAUGUAACGGGACACUGAAGGCAAAGUACACUGCGGGGCCAGCACAGUUCACUCGCUUCCUUCCUGAAGCGAUGCCGCAGCUCCGCCAACAUGCGGCUCGCAUCCUGUCCAUGUUUGGCAGCACAUAUCUGUGCGAGCAGCUGUUCUCUGUGAUGAACAUUAACAAAACGUCACACAGGAGCCGCCUCACUGAUGAACACCUGCAAUCCAUCCUGAGAAUCUCCACAACACAGAACCUAACCCCAAACAUAAACCAACGUGUUGCAAAGAAAAGACUCCAAGUAUCAGGCUCUGACUAA